AAACGAGUCAGUUGGCGUAGGGACUCCACCGAGAGCACCCGCUCGUACUAAUUUUACUCAAACUCGAACUGUCAAUGGGCUGAUUCGUUCGAUAAAUCUUUGAUUUUUAUGACAUUUCCACGGUUCAACGUUAUUUAUGCGAUUGACGAGUCAAAAUCCACAUUUUUCUUGUUUUUCAUCCUUUUGUUUUCAAACACUUCUCGUUACUCUCGUUGUUGUUAAGAAACAAAAAUAACAAUAAAAAAAUAAUAAUAAUUACAAUCACUAACGUGCAAUGAUGUCGUACGAUUAUCCACAUCCAGUUUCCAGGACUUAUCAGUACAAAAAGAUAACAAAACCGUUGUUGGAGCGUAAAAGAAGAGCCCGAAUAAAUCGUUGCUUGGACGAAUUGAAAGAUCUCAUGGUCGAUGCCCUAGAGACCGAAGGCGAGAACAUAAGCAAGCUGGAGAAGGCGGAUAUAUUGGAGCUGACGGUGCGGCAUCUGCAGAGAUUGCACGCAUCUCGUCCUUCAGGAUUGUCGUCCUCAGAAUCUCCGAGCGAGGAUGGAGGUUCGGCUGAGAAUCGAUGGCAGUCGGGCUUCGGUCACUGCGCUGCGGAGGCUUGCCGUUAUCUCGCCGCUCUUCCCGGGGAAUCUGGCGAACGGCUCGCCCGCCAUCUUGCUUCCGGUCUCCGGACAACGCGACAAAGAAACGUCCCGGUUACGCCCAAGAAUUUGGCGCCGUCGCUCACCCUCGAGCGCGAGAGAAAGGACAUUUUCGCCGAAUCUCGAACGCCCAAUUUACCGGUGGACAUAUCCAUAUCAACGGACUCACGAGGGCCCGAUUCGCCGAACGACUCGUCACGAUAUUCCGUUAUCUCAGACUCCUCGGAACCUCCGGAUGCGCCAAAUAACUCAACCGUUUCCGGUCGUGUACACGAUCAUCAAAAUCCCGAUGUUGAGAGUCCCCUCGCUGCGAAUGUCCAUUCGGUGCUGCGUGACCAGACCGAUGAUCGCUCGCUGGUAAUUACCAAAAUAACGGAUAAUAAAAUCCUCAGACUCGAUCCUCGUCCCACCGGGGGCGACGACGACGAAGAAAUCGACGUUGAAGGAGUCGACGAGGGCGAUCCUAUGUGGAGGCCGUGGUAGUACACUCCCGAGAUGCUUUACGCAAUAAAACUAAGAAAGAAAAAAAAACAACGAAAGAUAGCGAUAAAAUAAUUAUUAUGUUCACUAUUUUUAAUUUACUUCAUUUUAUCAUCGAGUUCGCCUAACGAUUCGUAUACGAAAGGUUGAAUGUGAUUUUUCUACGAAUCUCAAGAGCACCCAUGACCCGGUGGUACCGAUAUUUUGGAGAAGAAAUUUCACAACUCGGAGAAUCAUAAGAUUCAUUCAGAUCCGUCGCAUUCUCAUUUGAGUUACGUUUUCAGAAUGUCGGCCGAAGAAACAUGAUUUUUUACGAAUAGAUAUACGAGUACGUUGAAUGUUUUGGUACAUGGCUUUAAAUACCGUUUAAAUUGAUCACGUUUUCGAGAUUAAUCUCGAAAAUUGUUGCGAGCAAUAAGCACAAAGUGCAGCUUCACGCACUGUAUCGCAUUAUCGAUAAGUUUUUUUUCAUUUAUUUUCAUUUUUCGUGCACGUUGACACUUUGUACAAGAGUUUUUUGUUUCCUGAAUUAUUUUAGUUGCGUUAGUUUACGAUUUAGAUUCAUUUUUGCUCGUUAUAAAUUGAUAAGAUAUUUAUUAUGUUUAACAUCUUCCCAAUAUUCAUCCGUGAUAUUCCUGUGAUAGCGAAGUAAGAAUAAAAUGAUACAUGUUACUACUGAAUAAAAUAUAUCAUUUGCAAUAAA
Messenger RNA from Venturia canescens, 1826 nucleotides. Its product is annotated as enhancer of split mgamma protein-like. The transcript is spliced from 3 exons. The coding region runs from base 275 to 1126 and encodes 283 amino acids. Gene Ontology annotation, biological process: regulation of transcription by RNA polymerase II; regulation of neurogenesis; anterior/posterior pattern specification. Lineage: Eukaryota; Metazoa; Arthropoda; Insecta; Hymenoptera; Ichneumonidae. Gene Ontology annotation, molecular function: RNA polymerase II cis-regulatory region sequence-specific DNA binding; DNA-binding transcription factor activity, RNA polymerase II-specific; protein dimerization activity. The record is from RefSeq and is a predicted model, not a curated record. Gene Ontology annotation, cellular component: nucleus.